Camelus dromedarius (Arabian camel) is the source of this 1823-nucleotide messenger RNA. RefSeq names its product potassium calcium-activated channel subfamily M regulatory beta subunit 1 (gene KCNMB1). The record is from RefSeq and is a predicted model, not a curated record. Gene Ontology annotation, biological process: potassium ion transport; detection of calcium ion. Gene Ontology annotation, molecular function: calcium-activated potassium channel activity; potassium channel regulator activity. NCBI's taxonomy places the organism in Eukaryota, Metazoa, Chordata, Mammalia, Artiodactyla, Camelidae. Gene Ontology annotation, cellular component: membrane; voltage-gated potassium channel complex. The transcript has 4 exons. Bases 321 to 896 code for a protein of 191 amino acids.
ACGAGACUGUGGGAAUUGCAGGUGCAGGGGCCUGGGUGACAGCUGCUGUCCUGUCCUCUGGGCUGGGUACCUGCUCUCCCGAGUUUGUGUCCUGGGGCUGCGCGCUCAGACUUGACCAUGUUUGGGCAUGGAGGCUCGCCUCAGAUGGGAACCAAAGGCCACUUCCCCAGAGACAGGCUGAGAGCCCAAACUUCCUGCUGGCGCUCAGGCGGCCUCUUUUGGGGUGGGGGCUGGGGGCCAGGCAGAAAAGUGUCUCCCUGCUGAAGACUCAAGACUCGCAGGGCACCGGGGAGACUAAAUGAACACUGUUCCCAGUGGACAUGGGGAAGAAGCUGGUGAUGGCCCAGAAGCGGGGAGAGACCCGAGCCCUCUGCCUGGGCGUGGCCAUGGUGGUGUGUGCCGUCAUCACCUACUACAUCCUCGGCACGACUGUGCUGCCCCUCUACCAGAAAAGUGUGUGGACCCAGGAAUCCAUGUGCCACCUGAUUGAGACCAACAUCCGGGACCAGGAGGAGCUGGAGGGCAAGAGGGUGCCCCAGUACCCAUGCCUGUGGGUCAACGUGUCAUCCGUGGGCCGGUGGGCUGUGCUGUACCACACGGAGGACACGCGGGACCAGAACCAGCAGUGCUCCUACAUCCCAAGCAGCCUGGACAACUACCAGAUGGCCCGGGCCGAUGUGGAGAAGGUGAGAGCCAGAUUCCACGAGCACCAGGUUUUCUACUGCUUCUCAACGACCCGGGAGAAUGAGACCAGCGUCCUGUAUCGGCGCCUCUACGGGCCUCAGACCCUCCUCUUCUCCCUCUUCUGGCCCACCUUCCUGCUGACCGGCGGCCUCCUCAUUAUCGUCAUGGUGAAGAUCAACCAGUCCCUCUCCAUCCUGGCAGCCCAGAGGUAGACCCAUCCAUGCCACAUCACUGCUCGGGCCACAGGGGACUGGAUGGGUCCCCGGGCUGCUCCCCACUUGUGUACCCCUGCCUCCUCCCCCUGUCUUCCCACUCUCCCCCUCCAAUACAUUCCAUCCUCCAUUGCCUGGGUGGUCUUUGGGAAGUCCUUCUGUUAAGCCAUUUCCCGCUCCCCAGGGCUCAUGAGAACACAAGGCCAGCCAGUGACAGCUCUCCAUCCCCUGACCCCACUCAGCUGACUCACAUCUAUUUCUAUUGUGCCACUGUCCACUGCCCUGAUGACAAUGAUCCUUGUUUCUGGGCCUCUGUUCUAGGGCGGCCGGCUCAAAGACCAGCCAGUCCCACCCAGUAAGCCAUCCCUAGAAAACCCUCAGUGCCUUUUUUGAAUUCUAUUAUGAGAACAGCAGCAGCCCCCACGUACAGAGCACAUUUGAAACGUCGCUUGUGUUUAGGGUUCUCAGAGCUGUAUACAUUUUUAUCCCAAUAUUAACAAAUAGAGGUACAAGCUUCCAGUCAUAAAAUAAAUAAAUCAUGGGGAUGUAAUGUACAGCAUGGUGGCCAUAAUUAAUAAUAGUUUAUUGCAUAUUUGAAAGGUGCUAAGAGUAGAUCUUAAAAGUUCUCACCAUAGGAAAAAAAAAAUCACUAUUUGUGGAGAUGGAUGUUAACCAGGCUUAUUGUGGUAAUGAUUUUGCAGUAUAUACACACUUCCAAUCAUUGUUAUGCACCUGAAAACAAAUAAAAUUUUAUAUGUCAAUUAUACCUCAGUUAAACAAAUAUAUAUAAAAAAAUAAAAGGCCAUAAGGGAGUGAUACUAAACUAUAUCAAAAUAUUAACUGGGAGAUAGUGGUGAUUUUAAUUUUCUUCCCUCUUUUUAUUUUUGGUACUUUUCUAAAUUUUCAACAAUAAAAAUGUUUGGCUUC